UAGUUGAGCAGCUGGGUCCAGCAAGCAAGAAGAAGAAGAUGAUGGAUGAAAAAAGUACCCCUCCAGCUAUGGUAGAGUCACUAGUGUCCAAACCGGUCCAAGAAGUGGUUGCGAACAGCAGCAACCAAGUGCCAGAGAGGUACAUCUACAAGGGUGAAGAUGGAGCUAUCGAUGCCUCCUUUCCACUGUUGGAGGUUCCAGUCAUUGAUAUCCUUCGUCUUCUCAAUUCUUCAUCUGAUGAUGAUGAACUCCUAAAACUUCGAUCUGCUCUCGCCUCUUGUGGUUGCUUUCAGGCAAUAAAUCAUGGAAUGGAAAGCUCAUUCCUAGACAAAUUGCAAGAAAUUGCCAAACAAUUCUUUGUACUUCCAAUUGAAGAGAAACAUAAAUACUCAAGGACAGUGGAAGACUUGGAAGGGUAUGGGAAUGAUUCAGUUUUUUCAGAGCAUCAAAUUCUUGAUUGGACUGACAGGUUGUAUCUUAUUGUGAGCCCUGAAGAUCAAAGAAAGCUCAAAUUUUGGCCUCAAAAUCCUGAAUGUUUUAGGGAGAUUUUACAUGACUAUACCACAAAGUUAGCAAUAUUGAAUGAACUCAUCCUUAAAUCCAUGGCGAAGUCAUUGAACUUAGAAGAGAACUGCUUUUUGAACCAGUAUGGAGAACGAGCAACGAUGUUCGCAAGAUUUAACUUCUACCCUCCAUGUCCAAGGCCUGAUCGUACACUUGGCCUCAAACCACAUGCAGAUGGAACGGCAAUUACCUUUCUGUUGCAAGACAAAGAAGUUGAAGGCCUUCAAAUCUUGAAAGAUGGGCAGUGGUUCAGAGUACCCAUCAUUCCUCAUGCUCUUCUCAUUAAUGUUGGCGAUCAAGCAGAGAUAAUGAGUAAUGGAAUGUUCAAGAGCCCGGUGCACAGGGUGGUGACGAACUCAGAAAGGGAGAGGAUCACUCUGGCUGUGUUUUGUAUGCCAGAAUCGAAUAAUGAGAUUGAACCGGUUGAAGGGCUCAUCGAUCAGAAAAGGCCAAGGUUAUACAGGUCAAUGAAAGAUUAUGGGAAUAUCUAUUUUCAAAACUAUCAGCAAGGCAAGAGACCGAUUGAUGCAGCGAAGUUAUGAUGUUUUCAACAUUCGAUCUUUUUGUGGUUUGUGUGCGGAUAUGAUAAAGGUGUGAAAUUUUUAUGAGAAACCAAUUCCAGAUUGAAGUGGUUAACUAAUUUUUUUUUUUUUUCAUAAAAGCUGUGUGAUUCCGUAA
Camellia sinensis is the source of this 1242-nucleotide messenger RNA. RefSeq names its product protein LATERAL BRANCHING OXIDOREDUCTASE 1. Lineage: Eukaryota; Viridiplantae; Streptophyta; Magnoliopsida; Ericales; Theaceae. The record is from RefSeq and is a predicted model, not a curated record.